GGUAGGAAGAAAGGAAUUAUAAAACUAGUGGGGCAUCCUCAAAACUUGCUUCUUAAGGACUAUCUUUAACAUUCUCUUCAUCAUCUUCUUCUUCUUCCCUUUCCAACUCUCCUCUUCUCCCAUCUACGCCUCUUUUCUGCUCAGAAGGCUUCAUUCAGAGAUCAUCAUAAUCGUCUCUUUCAUAUCAUCCCAAAAAGCUGAUGUCUCGCCUAAGACUAACAAAGAAGCUUCAACCAGCAAAGAAGGCCUGGAGGAACUUCUCCAACAGAGUCCAAUCCAAAGUCAACGAGCUCAACAUUUCCAGAGCAAUCAGAACUACCAUUCAACGCCUGGUUUCCACCUUUCAUUCUUUUCGUCACUUCAUCUCCGCCAAAGCUCGUCGUCAUCGUUCUCUUCCCACCAGACACUGCUCUUAUUAUAACCCUUCCUCUGCUUACCACCAUGUUCAGCACAAGAACUUCAGUGCCAUUCGUAUAGAUGACCUUUUUGCGGAGCCUUCAGCUUCUACACAUUCUUCUUCUUUUUCUUUGUCUGCUUCUGGGCAUGCGGCUAAAGGGGAAAUGAGAAGCAGAGGCAAAGCAGAAAUGAGAAAUAAGGAUUUGGGAGGAAAAGCAGAGAGCAGCAAUGGAUUGGAUACUUUAGAGGAUGCAUGGAAGGUUGUGGUGGUUAAGUCACCAAAUUUGCAGGUGGACGAGAAGGCAGAGGAGUUCAUCAAGAAGUUCCAUGAAGACAUGAAGCUUCAGAAAGAGAGGUCUUUGCUUGAAUUCCAAGAGAGGCUAGCUCGCAGUACCUGAGCUGAUUAAUUAUCGGACAAAAUUUAGGAUAUGAAAUGACAUAUUGAUGUGCAGGAGGUUUGGUUUUGGUUUUCUUCAAUUUGGGUUCAGUCUAAAGAAAAAGUAACCAUAUAAAUACAAGGCUCUUGAAAAGAUGUGUGAAGAUGUGUAGCAAAAUUACUAGCUACGCUUGUGUGAGAUUUUUAUUUGUGUUCUUUUUUGUCUUUUCCUUUAUCAUUCCCGGGCUUCUUCCAUUUGUUGCUAUUCUUUCUCAACAUACAGCAGACAGAAGGGUGCAGUGCUUUUCAUUGUUUUAAUCUGAUGAAUAAAUUGUGUAUACAAUGAAGUAGCUAGUGUAUUUGUGUUCUCCUAGCAA
Molecule: messenger RNA, 1149 nt
Organism: Neltuma alba
Lineage: Eukaryota; Viridiplantae; Streptophyta; Magnoliopsida; Fabales; Fabaceae
Exons: 2
Coding region: 201-794 (197 amino acids)
Source: RefSeq, a predicted model, not a curated record